UACGCUGCCUAGCAACGUUUACUUUGUGGUGGAUUUAGAAUGGAUCUUAUUCUUGUUUAUUCAGACUUCGGGUGUAGAGUGCUGUAUUUCAGUAGCAGUGUGUGGUCGCUGUAUUAAAACUAAUGCGGAAGUGGACGGCAAAGCAGGGUAGAAAGUGUUCACUAUGAAAACACUCGAUUCAGAUCGAGCACCUUUGAAGCUGGUACAUGAUGAGACACCAAUGGAUGUGACACUCCUGAAUCUUAACCAGCAGCAUCCUGCGCGUGAGCAUUAUCAUUUCCGUGGCUUCCCAGCUCAUAACUUUAGCGAAGGGACCCAGCCAAAGCUAGGUCCCCCUGGAGUACCGGAGGCUGAUUUUCUGAAUCACAGCUUCAGGAAAAAACAGCACUUUGUCAAGGGUUUGCCACCUGAUGUGAAGUGUGAUCCCCAAAAUGACAAUAUUCUUGGACGUGUCAUUGAUCCAGCCCCGGAGAACACCAUUGAGUAUGGAACUAACAGGAUGGCACCCAGCAGGGCUGAUCCACUCCCUCUCAAGACCCUCUUCUACAAGGAACAUAUCACAUCUGCAGAAAAAAGGAAAAGAGAACAUCAAAUGAAAGAAGCAGUGGAGGAUAUAGCAAGAUUUAAGACAGAAAAAUUAGAUAAGCAGUUGUCAGAAAGAGAAGAAAAGAGAAAGGAUUUACAGAUGUUGAGGGACUACCAGCCAUGGGGCAAGCCAGGGGCAGGGGCUCCUAAAAGGGACACCAAUAUACGUACUAAGGCUCUUGAUACAGUAAUAUUAUAUGAUGGGGAGCCUGUGCAAAAAUUUCUUGCAUUUGGAAAGCCAGGCCAUGGGGCACCUUUACGAACCAAUUCUGGUAAUCAAGUCACUUGUAUCCGUGCCAAUCAUGACAUUCGUUUCUGCGACCUUAAAGGAAUGAAAGAAGCUGUUAACAAUCAUGCACGCUACGCAGUGCCAUGUCACGAAGGGAAAGGUUAUGCAGACGAGUUAGGAAAUAUGGUUCUUGAAAAAAGGACUCAAAGAGAGAAGGAACGGUAUUUAGAGAAGAUGCAAGAGAAAGAAACGUGGAAACACGAUCCAUUUGGACUGCCAGGAGGGGGAGCUCCACUUAAGACUAAUUCAGGUAAAUUACAAACACGUCACAACAUCACGUUGAUAAAGGAUGCUAAAGAAAUGAGGGACAUCGAACAUCGCCAUCUCAGAAAAGAAAUUUUGCAGUCACAUCACAAUGAACAAUCAGAGAAUAUGAAAUCAAAUAAUGAUGCACCACGUCAUUUUGAGGAUGAUGGUAAUUACGAUCCAUGGGGUAAAGGCUUCGGAGCUCCAGAUCGAGAUGAAAAGGGGCGUGUAAAGCGUCACCCUUGGGCAAACCAAACAGGGGUUCAUGAUUUUAUUGAUCCAAAAAUAUCUGGAGGUGCAUUAGAAACUAAAUCUUUUGGAGGCGGGGGAUUCAAUGUUGAUGCUAAGGGGGAGAAAAGAACAAAGUUUUCUGUAACACUUGACCACGAUCGAACCGGAGGUUUUCGUACAGCCAGGGGUCAUUCAGAGCCAAUACUUAAAGACAGUCAGAAAACAAAGCUAGAUGGUGGGUUUUAUCCUUGGGGAAAACCUGGGGGAGGCGCUCCUUUGAUGGACGGACAAGGUCGCCUAGCCGCUGGGAUCAGUGGGAAGAUGAUGACCGACAAGUUUGGCUACUCAAAGCCAAAUGUUGACGAAUUGAAAGCUAAACAAGAAUAUUUGUCUGACCUUAAAAAUGGGAUUUUUGAGCAACAGCUGUUAAGAAGAAGUAUCGAAGAAGAAAUUAAGAGACCUGGUAAUGAGGUUGGACCAUGGAUCCGAGAAAAAGAGGUUGGAUAUCCAAAAAAGGACCCUGUGACUGGGGCAGUGCUUGCUGUACACCAUAAACCGGUUUCAGAUGUCACAAAGCUAAGAAUGGAUAUUCGUUCUCAUGCAAGGCCCUCUGAAAUGAUAAAGUACAACAGUGAUCUCGAACAGCAAGCCAGGGAACGACACAUCAACAAACAGGCGGAAAAACAAGCCUCAAGGGAUUUAUCUGCCCAGCACCACACAAACUUUGAUCGUGCCUGGGGUAAACCAGGCCAUGGUGCUCCUAAAACCACCAAUAACCGCCUGUCCCUGGACAUGGAGAAGGAAUAUCAGGGCGAUAUGCAUAGCCAAGCACCAUGGACUCAACCGCAUGCUUCUAUAGCUAUCAGUAAACCUUGGGUUCGAACCACUGCUCUCGAGAACCGCUUCAAUCGGUAUUCCGAACAAAAUCUACCGCAGAGAGCAUUUCCUGUGCGUGUUCCCUGGGCGACAUAUAGUUUGCCUUGAGGACAGUGUAUACGAGUGGCAUUGAUUUUAGCGGAACACUGAACAUUAAAUCUCUGUCAUCCAUUUGAAAUGAAUGUAUUAUAUUGGAAGUCUUCAACAAAAGCAUUGUCAGAUAAUCAGAUUGGGUAUUAUUUGUAAAUAUUUCAAAUAAAUACUUAAAGACUAUAAAACUGUUAAUAGAUUUUAUUUUUAAUGUGGUAUUUAAGUAUUUGUAUUCUUAAGGUGCAUUUUAUAAAAAUGAAUAUUUGUGCACAAAUCCGUCCAAAUGAGGGUAUGGUGUAUUGUGAUGAGGACAGUGUUGUUGCUGAUGAUGAUGUAGUUGCUGAUGACAAAGUUGAUGGUAUUUAUUGGGACAAAAAAAAAAUUAACACUUAAAAAAGAAUGAUGUUUUGACUACAUCAUGGUGUCAUUUUCAAGUUCUUUUUUAAGCAUUAUUUUUUUUUAUAAUUAUUUAUUCCAAACGUACUUUUAUUCCUAAUUAUUGCAAUGUUCUAUUUUUAAAAAUGUCAUUCUAAUCCAAGUGCUAUAGGGACUCAAUUACAGGAUCGAAUAUAUUCUUAAUUAAACCUCUCACUUGCAAGGUUUAAUGUGCUGAGUUGUUAGUUUUGAGAAUAAAUAUGUUUAGCAAAUCUAAAAAUAGAAAGGCAAAGCAUUGUAACCAAUUCUGAAUGCACUAAUGGCUUCUAAGACCCACAAAUUUUCUAGUGCAUAGAAAGCUACUAUAAUAUUUUUUUUUAAUAAGAGAUCAAACAUAUCAUGUACUAUUGGCAAAAUAUACUGCUGAGAAUGGAAAAUGAACAUUUCACUGAAGGUCAAAUAUUGACAUCUCAAUUGGAUUAUGAAUAAAUAAUGUUUUUUCCACAUUCAAAAAGUCUGUCUAUGAUUAAAUUUUGCUCUCAGACCUGUGGUUAACUGUGAUACAAUGUCUACAGUUGCUCAAAUGUUACAUAUACUGUUGUUGGCAGAAAUUUAAAUGUUAUGUAUGUCUUAUGGCCGUUCUUUUUAUGUAUUUUUAAAAAUCUUAUGCCAAUUCCAAAGUAAACAGAUUUCUUUUGUUGCUACUUGUAAUUUUUAUCAGGCGCAAUUUUAUCUACAGUAUUUUUAUGUUUAUGUAACUAUAUACCAUAUCUUGCCAAUUCUAUUGCACACGUGUGUCUGAAUGUGUAUUUCUUACAUUCUAUUCAACCGUUUAUAUUUUUUAAUGUGAAUUAAAAUAUUUAUAAAGCUCAAGGUCAAUAUUUAAGACAUGUUUCCCUCUAAAACAGAGUACAAUAACAUAUUGAAUACAGUAGUCCUCUCAAAGUACAAUGUACAUAAUGUUGAAUAAAACAUGUCCUAAGGUAAAUCCAUUUAA
Messenger RNA from Anneissia japonica, 3689 nucleotides. RefSeq lists its product as uncharacterized. Gene Ontology annotation, cellular component: microtubule; centrosome; spindle pole. The record is from RefSeq and is a predicted model, not a curated record. Bases 164 to 2335 code for a protein of 723 amino acids. The transcript is spliced from 20 exons. Gene Ontology annotation, biological process: positive regulation of cytokinesis. NCBI's taxonomy places the organism in Eukaryota, Metazoa, Echinodermata, Crinoidea, Comatulida, Comatulidae.